Molecule: messenger RNA, 2346 nt
Organism: Neoarthrinium moseri
Lineage: Eukaryota; Fungi; Ascomycota; Sordariomycetes; Amphisphaeriales; Apiosporaceae
Exons: 4
Coding region: 1-2346 (781 amino acids)
Cellular component (GO): cytoplasm
Molecular function (GO): zinc ion binding
Source: RefSeq, a predicted model, not a curated record
AUGAGGCUGCUCUGGUACGCCGGGUCCUCGGCGGCGCUGGCCGCAGGUGUGGUCACGUAUGCCUUCAACCAGAGGGCCAACUUCUAUUCGGCCAUGGUGUACCUGUCGCAGAACAACCUCAGCUUGAUGAUCCUCAUCAACCUCAUCCUGCUCGUGUACGGAACCUUUGUCUACGGCCUGCAACGUCUAUGCUACGGCCAGCUGCGACCGGUCGAAAUCGAACAGCUCUACGAGAAGGCAUGGUUCGCCGUGACCGAGACCUGUCUGGCCAUGACCAUCUUCCGGGAAGAGGUGGGAGCAUGGUUCCUGGUCAUGUUCACGGCUUUGGUCACCGGCAAGGUUUGGGAAUGGAUAGGCGAAGGCAGAGUCGAGAUCCUCGAGCAACAACCGCCGGCGAACCCGCGACUCUUCCACACCCGCCUCAGCAUCUCGCUCCUCCUUAGCAUCCUUUACGACACCUACCUCUUUACAUAUACCGUCAACACAGUUAUUCAACAGGCGCGUCCUAACAUGAUGGUCAUGUUCCUCUUCGAAUUCGCUAUAUUGGCGACAUGCUCCUUCCGAACGGGCCUGCGAUACGUGCUCUCACUGGUGGAGAUGCACAUCGUCAACAAGCAGACCCAGCAGAGGCUCGAGGAGCGGCGCACGCAGGUCAGAGACCAACGCGCCGAUAUUCUGCGACGCCGCGAAUCUGGAGAUUCGGCGGAGGCCGAGGCCGCAAAUCAAGAGGAACUUCCUGAUGAGGAGGUGGACGAGAUGGAUAUCGAAGUCCCGGGCUGGGAAUCCAAAGGCCAAUGGGUCCUCGGUCUGGAUCUCUUCGCCGACUUCGUCAAACUGGGUGUCUAUGUUGGUUUCUUCGCCGUGCUAAUGAUGUUCUACGGCCUACCUAUCCACAUUAUGCGGGAUCUCUUCCUCACGACAAGAUCCUUCCUAAAACGACUGAGCGCUCUUGUCAGAUACCGAAAGGCUCUUCAGGAUAUGAACAGAUAUCCAGACGCCACUGAAGAAGAACUGGCCCGUGAGGAUACUUGCAUUAUCUGUAGAGAAGCGAUGAGACCGUGGAAUCCGGCAGCUCCUGACGCGGUCGAACGAUCGCGACCCAAGAAGCUGCCUUGCGGUCAUAUCCUCCACUUUGGUUGUCUCAAAGGCUGGCUGGAACGCCAGCAAGUCUGCCCUACCUGUCGACGGUCUGUUGUCAUCGAUGGAGCCAACCCCAACGGGGAAGGUGCCGCCCGACCAAAUGCUGGUGCCCAAGCCCCAGCGCCUGGCCAACCUGGCGGAGGCAAUGCAGGCGCAAACGGUGGGCAGGAACAGCAAGGUCGGCCAGGAGGUGGUGGUGGCAUGCGCAUGUUUCAAUUCGGACCUUUACGCUUGGGCUUUGCCCAAGGCAACCCACAGAACGUUCAAGAGAUGUUACAACAACGCUUCAACGUUGGGUUGGAUGGUGCGCCUGCGAUGGCGCCGCCGGCGGGUGGCGUGCCUCCGCAACCUCAACAGCAUGCGCCUAUGAACACGGGCGGUCUCUCCGACAUCAGCGCACAGCUGCAGAACAUACAACAGCGCUUGCUGCAAGAGAUACAAGCGCUUCAGACAACACAGGUGGAGUUGCAGGCCACAAAUGCCAUGAUGGCUGAGCUGCAACGUUUACGAAUGGCCCAGCAGCCUCUAAAUGGAUCAAUCCAUGGGCAAGGCGGGAUUACCAACCAUGGCCAGGUUCCGGCAGCUCAGAUGGCUCCAGCAAACGCUUUACCACAAUUCCCAGCAUUACCGCAGACCGUCGCGUCUUUCACUCCCUUCCCCCAACGAAUCAACACACCGUCCGUUACUAGACAUGGCGUGACGACGUAUUCUACAUCGAUUCCAGCAGGCAGUCCUGAUUUGCCAGAAGGUGUCGUCAUUCCCCAAGGGUGGACUUUGAUGCCACUCCAACGGAUGGACGGCUCCACGCAACAGAAUCUCCAAAAUCAAGCAACCCCGCAACCUGAAACCCCUGGCCCUGCGCGGGAGCAGCGAAGUGCAAGUCAUGACACAACGGAAGGUGUUGCUCGUAGCGAACCAUCUAAUUCACGAGGUGAGGGCACACUUGGUGGUACUCCUGUAGUCAACCCGUCACAGGCGCGGACAGAGCCCCCUCCAGUAGCUGCUCCCACCCCAGUGGCACCAAACUGGGGUGGCCCCGCCCAGCUUUUUGCCAACAGGGAAAUUGGCACAUCUUCUAGAGCAGAUGAGGAGCCCGAGAGCAGCGAAAUCACUCAACAGGGCGAGCGGGAAGAGGGCUCCAGUAGCGACAAAGGCAAGCCCAAGUCGGUGACAGUAGAGGAUGCGGAAGACGCAGAUGAUGAUUAA